AUGUCUCGGCUAGCGGAUUAUUUCGUGGUCGUAGGCUAUGACCACGAAAAAGAACGUAGCGGGACCAGUAAAGGUAUGAUUAUCCAGCGGUUUCCAGAAAAAGACUGGAAAGACACUCCUUUCAUUGACGGAAUUGAAUGGUUUUGUCAACCACAAGGAUGGUCUUUGUCAUCAGAGCGACAAGAACCUAGAUUUUUUGUGUUUGUUCUUACUGAUGUAGAGGCUGAAAGACAUUAUUGUGCUUGUUUAUGCUUUAACGAAACAGUAUCAAUUACACCUAGUAAACCUGUUGAUGAGGAAGAGGAUGGUGUUGUGGAAAACAUAUCACUUUCAAGAAAUAACCACUCAAAUCAAAGACAACAUCACAGCAUUAUGUAUGCACCAAAGUGUCUAGUUUUGGUUUCGAGAUUAGAUUAUAUUGAAACAUUCCGAAAUUGUUUAGGUAUUAUUUACACCGUUUAUGUAGAAAACGUAGAAACUCCUAUAGAAACAUUAGUAGGAAAUAUGUUGGGUUGUGUUCAAGUUCCUCAGCCAGGAGGACCUCAAGUGCGCUUUAGCAUAGGUGCAGGGGAUAGACAAGCGCUACAACCUCCAUUAUCUCAAACAUUACCAGUAACCAAGAAUGCAGUAUAUCUAUUAUUCCAAGAACUCGGAAUUCACAAUGUUGUUGUAUUAUUCUGUGCUAUUAUGACUGAACAAAAAGUUCUGAUGACUUCUAGAAGUUAUAGCAGACUCACUGAAGGUUGUUCUGCACUAAUAUCUCUUAUGUAUCCAUUCAAAUAUAGCCAUGUUUAUAUACCAUUGUUACCUGCUGGUUUAGUUGAAGUAUUGUCCACACCAACACCAUUUUUAAUGGGCGUACAUGCUUCUCUUAAAACUGAUGUUUCUGAACAAAUGGAUGUGAUAGUAGCUGAUUUGGAUGGUGGUAGUAUUCUUGUACCUGACGGUAUAAGUUUACCUUUAUUGCCUGAACCACUAUUAACGCAAACUCAAGAUUGCUUAAGUCUAGUGUUACAACCAGAAUUGUGUUGUGCAGACCAUGCAUUCCCUCCGACUUCUAAUACUGUUCAACCACCACCCCCUACACUAAUUGACAAAGAAGUGAGAGCAGUUUUUAUGAGAACAUUUGCUCAAUUACUUCAAGGUUAUCGUUGUUGUUUAACUAUAAUAAGGAUACAUCCAAAACCAGUCAUCACAUUUCAUAAAGCUGCAUUUUUAGGCGAAAGAUGUCUAAUAGACGAUGAAUUCACAACUAGGGUGUUAGACUGUAUGUUUUUUAAUGGUUUUGUUACGGAAAGAGGUCCUGCUUGGCGUUCUUGUGAUCAAUGGGAUGAGUUAUAUUGCAAUAUGAAUGAAUUACUUCGAACUGAAGCAUUAGAUGAUGGUCGUUUAGUUCUUACUCAUAUUCAGGAAUUAGCUCAAGCUUUGUACUUAAAUGAAAAUCCCAAUCCACAACCAUAUGUUCAAAAAAUCUUGAAACCUCCUGAAGGGGCAUUUACUAGAAUACAUCAACCUCCAUUUCCAAAACUUGAUGCCAAUUGUGUUCAGACAAUUAUUGAUGAUGGCUUGAUUAAACAUAAUUUAAACUCAAAACUUUCAUCAAUUAAGCCAACACCACCUCGUAUAGUACCUAUGGGACCUCCAAUAACAAAUUCUAAUGAUCUGAGAACAACUGUUAGUAAUUCGGCUAGGCGAUUAGAAGUACUACGAAACUGUGUAAAUUGUAUAUUUGAAAAUAAAAUUUCGGAUGCACGUAAAACAUUUCCAGCUGUGUUAAGAGCAUUGAAAUGUAGGGCUGCAAGAUUAGCUUUAUGCACAGAACUUGCACAACAUGUUCAAGGGAAUAAAGCUAUGCUUGAACAUCAACAAUUUGAUCUAGUUGUACGAUUAAUGAAUUGUGCUUUACAGGACGGCUCAGCUAUGGACGAAUUUGGUAUAGCAGCAGCUCUCUUGCCUUUAGCAACUGCAUUUUGCCGUAAACUGUGCACUGGAGUAAUACAAUUUGCAUACACAUGUAUUCAAGAUCACCUAGUUUGGAAAAAUCAACUAUUUUGGGAAUCUGCUUAUUAUUUAGACGUACAAAGGGACAUUAAAUCUCUUUACUCUGACAAUAAUCUCUCAAGUCAUAAAAGAUCUUCAUCAAUGAAUCUAUCUAGUCCCCGUGAAAAUCACAACAAAGAUAAUAUUUUAAAUGACAGAUUUAGUCGUUCACAAGAACUAUCUGCUUUAGAAAUAGCAGCUGAACAAAUGAGGUUACGUCCAUCAAACAAUUCUGAUAAACUUAAGGAAUAUAUUUCAAGUGAAGAAUCAACACUGUACAGUCAAGCUAUUCAUUAUGCCAACCGUAUGGUAUAUUUACUUGUUCCAUUAGAUGUAGGGGGAAAUAAUGUUAAGAGUUCGUCGAAUCAUCAAUCAUCUAAUAGAAAUAUAGAUGAUGAAAGAACAUCUAACAGUAUAACAAAUAGUGCUGUUGAUAGGUCAGGUAGUGUAUGUGAAUCUGAUGUAGAAAGUGGUUUUGCCGAACCAGAACCUAAUGAAAUUGGUAACAAAGUCAUUAAAAUGGUUAGCCGUUUUGUCGAUAAAGUGUGUACUGAAGGAGAAGUUAGUGAAGAACAUAUUCGUGCAUUACAUCAAAUGAUUCCAGGUGUGGUACAUAUACAUAUUGAAACAUUAGAUGGUGUCAAUAGGGAGUCCAAGCGAUUGCCACCCAUACAAAAACCUAAAAUAUUGACACCCAAUAUGCUGCCAGGAGAAGAACCACUGAUGGAUGGCUUAAGAGUUUAUUUGUUACCAGAUGGUAGAGAAGAAGGUCUAGGAGGAUUAGUUGGUGGACCACCUCUGUUACCUGCGGAAGGAGCUAUUUUUAUUACAAAUUAUCGUAUAGUAUUUAAAGGAACUCCUUUGGAUCCUUUUGCUUGUGAACAAAUUGUAGUAAGAUCAUUUCCUGUAACAUCUCUAACCAAAGAAAAACGUAUUACAGUUCAAUAUUUGGCACACUUAGACCAAUGGUUGCAAGAAGGUCAUCAGUUUAGGUCUUGCACGUUCCAGUUAAUCAAAGUCGCAUUUGACGAAGAAGUAAAUGCCGAAGAUAUUGAAUGUUUCCGAAAAUUUAUACACAAAGUACGACAUCCUCCAAAUGUAUUUAAUCACUUUGCAUUUACAGGCCAAAUUCCAAUUUAUGAAAUGCCCAUGACGAAUGAUAAAGAAAAAAAUGCCACUCUCAAGGGCUUUGCAAAAAAAACUUUAAUGAAAACUGCUCGUAAAGCAGGUUUCAAGCAAAAGAGUUCAUCCAAACGUCAUAAAUAUGUGUUGCCUAACAUAUCAAAUAGUUCAAUAAACAAGGCUAACAAAUAUAUGACUACUCCUGGUCGGAUGACCCUUCCUCCUUUUAACAAUCUUGAUGACUUAUCUGUGAAUGAAUUAGAUAUCAAUGUGAUGAAUACUUCCAACAUUGUUUCUAAUGUUUCUGAUCCAAAAACAUUGGAACGAGUAACCGAAAGGAGUUAUGUACGAGAUUGGAUUAGACUAGGCCUUGCACCUAAAAAUACUAGUUCAAAUAAUAUUGGUCAGAAAAAUAAUAAUAAAGAGCCAUUUAAAAUCACCACACUAAAUUCAGCAUAUUUAAUGUGCCGCAGUUAUCCUGCACUCUGGGUGGUUCCAUCAAUUAUUUCAGAUGAUAGUGUUCGAAGGUUUUAUCGAAAUUAUCGUCAUAGUAGAGUACCAAUAAUCACAUGGCGUCACCAGCGAACAUCGGCAUUAUUAUUACGAGGUUCAGGGUAUCAUGGAAAAAAUCUUAUUGGGAUGCUGAAGUCAACACAUCCAUCGUCAACAGGUACAUUGAAUUCAGAGAGUAAUUCUUCCGUAGAACAAGAAAGAUACUUAUCAGCUAUUGUUGCUUCGACUCCUUUAUCAACUCUACGUAAUAGUGGUGCUGCUUGGGGAUUAUCAGAUAGUAGCCUUAGUAUAAAUUCACUUUUGUUGGCUGCGGAUGAAGAUAUUCUUUCACCAGAUAUUUCACGCAGGGGUCCAAUGAGAUCUAGUGGUGGUAAUAAACAAUUUGGACGCUGGGGCUCAUUAAAAGAAAGACGCAAUAUAAGUACUUCAUCAAAUAAUAGUUACUCUUCACCAAUGUUUCAAAAUCAACAAUAUGGGCGUAUGUCGAUGGCUGAUCCAGAUUCUAAUUCAGAUAGUCCACAUGAAUUUCAUAGAGCUGCUUUGUAUAUACUUGGUGAUAAAACCCAAAUGAAGGGUAUGAAAGGUGAUUCUAUCAUGAAAAUUGAUUUUAUCCCAAUUGAGUAUGCUGACAUUCGUCAUAGUAAGACUUCAUUUAAAAAACUUAUGCGAGCAUGCGUACCUAGUUCUACUAGUAAUGAACCGGAACAUUCUUUUUACAAAAUGAUUGAAAGUUCAGACUGGUUACAACAGUUACGAAACAUUAUGCAAUUGUCUGGGGCUAUAGUAGAUUUGAUUGACGUACAAGGUUCUUCAGUCAUGUUGUGUUUAGAAGAAGGAUGGGACAUAACUUGUCAACUGUCAUCAAUUGCACAAUUAUGCAUGGACCCAUAUUAUCGCACAAUCGAAGGUUUCCGGGUGUUGGUUGAAAAGGAAUGGCUUGCAUUUGGUCACCGGUUCAGUCAUCGCAGUAAUCUGGCCACUGCGUCUCAAGCUUCUGGGUUUGCACCUACCUUCUUACAAUUUCUUGAUAUUGUCCAUCAAAUUCAUGGCCAGUUCCCGUUGUCGUUUGAGUUCAAUGAUUACUAUUUGAGAUUUAUGGCAUAUCACUCAGUGUCUUGUCGCUUCCGGACGUUUUUGUUGGACUGCGAACUGGAAAGAGUAGAAUGUGGAGUGGCUGCUGUUGAAGACAAACGAGGAUCACUUACGUCGCACCACAAGAGUGUUGACACUGGUUCAGACGAUGAUAUUGUUUAUCCUGGAGGUCGUCUGGCUGGUAACAAUAUCUCGUCUCAUUAUGUACCAAAUUUGGGACAAUCUGUGUUUGAUUACAUUGAAAAACAUAAUGCCCGUACAUCAAUAUUUUACAACUUCAUGUACAUGCCAAAUAUUGAACAACCGGUCCUCAGACCACAGUCAUCAUUGCCCAAUUUGAACGUUUGGCAAUAUUACUUGAAUGAAGAAUUGGCUCACGGACCAAGUUAUGAUUUGGAGAUUAUUCAGAUGGAUAUGCAACAAGAAGAAGAAGCUGAAGCUGCAGAUGGUAUUUCUAUUAAAAACCAACGAAAAGUCAUUACAACUGGGUAUAAUAUAGUAGAGCGAUAUAUGCCAGAUGCAUUUAAAUAUCUGUUGGAUGAUAUUCAUAAAUUGGAAACUGAACUAGGCCUUCUGCCACAAAAAUGGAAGGUGCUCUGGGACAAAUUAGAAAUUCCUGUUACUGCAGAAUCAUUAAAGAGACACGCUUCGUUUAGUACACAACUGGUCAGAUAUCACGGGCGGUUGUUGCACAAACGAUCCACAAUAGAAAUUCUCAUGCGUGGCAAAGCAAGUAACACAACAUCUACAAACACAGAUACGAAUCCACCUCAUUCUCAUCCACAUCGCUUUGAAAAAUAUAACUUUACCACUCCUACCUACUGUGAUUUUUGUUCUAGUCUUCUUUGGGGACCCGUAAAGACUGGCAUGAGAUGUUGCGAUUGUGGUUAUAGUUGUCACGAAAAAUGUUCAGAAAAUGUACCCAAAAGCUGUACUAAAUAUAAGGCUGUUGCAGACAGAACGCUAACUAAUCAAAAUGCUAAUAGAACAUGUGGGGAAACAACUUCAGUGAAUUCAAAUAUGAAUGGUAUCCAUCAGCAAUACUACGAGCAGUUCUCAUCCAAUGUCGCUGAGAACAGGACACAUGAAGGUUAUUUAUACAAACGAGGAGCUCUCUUGAAAGCAUGGAAACAACGUUGGUUCGUUUUGGACUCUAUAAAACAUCAGUUGAGGUACUACGACUCUAUGGAUGAUUCUCAUUGCAAAGGAUAUAUAGAUCUUGCUGAAGUAAUGUCCGUGUCUCAAGCCAACCCAACACCUGGCGCACCUAAAAAAACUGAUGACAAAUCUUUCUUUGAUUUGCGUACAAACAGAAGAACUUACAAUUUCUCUGCUAGUGAUAUGACAACUGCCCAAGAAUGGAUAGAAAAAGUCCAAGCUUGUUUGCAAUAA
Messenger RNA from Macrosiphum euphorbiae (potato aphid), 6159 nucleotides. The record is from the annotation of a GenBank genome assembly. Lineage: Eukaryota; Metazoa; Arthropoda; Insecta; Hemiptera; Aphididae.